This is a messenger RNA of Saccharomyces cerevisiae S288C, 1227 nucleotides long. It is a transcript of the gene ENT3, whose product is annotated as Ent3p. NCBI's taxonomy places the organism in Eukaryota, Fungi, Ascomycota, Saccharomycetes, Saccharomycetales, Saccharomycetaceae. Gene Ontology annotation, cellular component: Golgi apparatus; cytoplasm; endomembrane system. Bases 1 to 1227 code for a protein of 408 amino acids. Gene Ontology annotation, biological process: vesicle-mediated transport. The record is from RefSeq and is marked reviewed. The transcript has a single exon.
AUGAGUUUAGAGGAUACAUUAGCCAACAUGUCAUUAUAUGACGCCAAGAAAUAUUUUCGUAAAGCUCAAAAUGUUGUUUUCAAUUAUACUGAGAUGGAGGGGAAAGUUCGUGAAGCGACAAACAACGAGCCUUGGGGUGCCUCAUCCACUUUAAUGGACCAGAUUUCUCAAGGAACUUACAAUUUCAGGGAAAGAGAAGAAAUUUUGUCCAUGAUAUUCAGAAGGUUCACUGAAAAGGCAGGUAGUGAGUGGAGGCAAAUUUAUAAAGCCUUGCAAUUGCUCGAUUACCUUAUCAAACACGGUUCUGAAAGGUUUAUCGAUGAUACAAGGAAUAGCAUUAACUUAAUUAGGAUUUUAGAAACUUUUCACUAUAUUGAUUCCCAGGGAAGAGAUCAAGGAAUUAAUGUCAGAACUAGGGUCAAAGCUUUGAUUGAAUUAUUGAGCGACGAUAAUAAGAUACGCGCAGAAAGAAAAAAGGCAAGAGAAACGGCAAAGAAGUACAAGGGCGUUGCUGGAGGAUCUGCCUCUGCUGAUGGCAGUUUGAAUUCGAAGGCAGGUUUCACGUCAACGAAAGUGCACGGCAUUAGCGUGAGUGCUGAUUUCGAUAGUGACAAUGAAGAUAACGAAGAUGGUUCUUUUAGUCAAAAUGGAUAUAACGAUAAUGCCUCGAGAGCCACAUCUACUCCUGGGCAAGGAAAACAAGAACCAGAGGACUUUGUUGACUUUUUUUCUAGUGAGUCUUCAAAACCAUCUAAAGAACUCAUACAAGAAGAUGAAAAGAAGGCGGACGAAGAAGAGGACGAUGAUGACGAGUUUUCAGAAUUUCAAAGCGCCGUCCCUGUUACCAACCCUGCUAAUUCGUUUAACUUGCUAAACACGAGCCCAAUUGAGGGUAUGCCCGCCACCACGAGUUCAAUGCCUUUUUAUAACAGCUCCACUACCGACCAAGGCAAGAUUACCCCAGCUAUUGCGGAACCUAAAAAAGUAGAUCCUUUUAGCUCUCUCUUUUCAACUGCAAAGGCAUCUGCAGAAGCACCUAGUGCUCCUAAAGCAUCCCAAGCGAAAGCCGCUGCCUCUAAUCCUGUAUCUAAUAGCACAACUGCACUAAGUACAGAUCAAGAUGAUGAUGACGAAUUUGGUGAAAUGCAUGGUGGAGCUGUUCAACAAGAACAGAAUACCAAUAAUAACCAUACAUCAUCCAAAGAAAUCGAUUUACUUUCCUUUUGA